This is a messenger RNA of Syngnathoides biaculeatus (alligator pipefish), 4515 nucleotides long. RefSeq names its product Rap guanine nucleotide exchange factor (GEF)-like 1 (gene rapgefl1). The coding region runs from base 1243 to 3336 and encodes 697 amino acids. The transcript is spliced from 17 exons. Gene Ontology annotation, molecular function: guanyl-nucleotide exchange factor activity. Lineage: Eukaryota; Metazoa; Chordata; Actinopteri; Syngnathiformes; Syngnathidae. Gene Ontology annotation, biological process: Ras protein signal transduction; positive regulation of GTPase activity. Gene Ontology annotation, cellular component: plasma membrane. The record is from RefSeq and is a predicted model, not a curated record.
UAUAUAAAAUGAAAAGUGCACUCAGUACUCGAUAUCGGCGAGUACUCGUAGUGGCGUCCCGGGCACCGAGAAUGAAACGAUUUGAUGUCGUGGCGGUCUUGAACUCGCGCGUCAAGUCAAGGCCGGACUUGACGCGAGAGCGGAACCCGUUUUGUGGGUCCGCGGGACCAGACCGGCGACGACCCGUGCGGGAGCGAUGACGCCGUCCCGCCCGACCGGCGAGAACGUUCGUGUGCUUACUUGAUGGAUUUUGCAAUAAAAGCUUCAAAAAGAAAAUAAACGUGACCACACUGCCCUCUGUUGGCCUGACAGCGAACUGACUGACGCGUUGUCGCGCAUCGACUACCGGAGACAAAAUUCCACACUUGGCCGACAAAGCUGAUUCCGAUCCUGAUUCUGAUCUUUUGUGAUGACGCGAAGGAAACCCGAUCAGAGCAAACGUCGUCCAAAAAAGGGGAACGUUUAGGCUUUGUUUUUCUCGAGUUCACGUAUGUGAUGCCAUAUUUCUAUGAAAUAAAUGAUGUGCUGUGCAUGUAUUUAACUUUUGCGCGCAGAGGCGGGGGAAAAAAAAAAAAACAAACAAAAUUCAGCUCAUGUCAAUAAUAACCGUCUUUAGAGUGGUUUUCCGGUUUUCCCCCUUUGGUCACGUGAUUUUCCGCCUGUCGCCGAACUCUGCUGGGAAAGCGGCGGCGCCCCCUUCGGGUCUGGAAGGAGACGGCGCCUCAAUUCAAAGCUUGGCCGAUCAUUUCCCAGCAUGCCGACACGCGACCUUUUCAAAGGCAACUCGAAAAAGUUCAUCUAAUGAAGUGGGACCAACCACGCGUAGUUUUUGGUGCCUGUUUCGCAAACUUGAUGAAGAGAUAUGCCACAUUCAAUAUGGCGGACGAGCCUACGCGUAUCAAGGCGGUCUCGAGUGAGCCGUCUCCGUUUGGUCGCCGUGCAGCCGACGUCAGACGUCUGCAAUGACGCGAAACGUUGCGGACGUUCUUCCUGCAGCAGGCGGCGGGGGCGGGGCUUAGCGCCGAGCGAGCGUGCACUUGUCACUUGGCUGGGGGGGGGGGGGGGCGGGGGCGAAGGCUGACGGAGGCUGCGGCAUCCGACGGACAACGAGCGUCGAGCGAGCGAGACGGCCGCCUGUGAUGUAGACCGGCUGCCUGCCUGCCUGCCCCCCGUCCCGUCCCGUCCCGUCCCAUCCUGCCCUUCUUCCUGACCCCCCCUCCCCCCUCCCCCCACCCAUGCACCAUGCCGGCGGGGAUGAAGCCGCUCGAGAAGUUCCUCAAGAAGCAGACGAGCGCGCUCAGCCGAGCCGGAGGAGGACCGGGAGGAGCGGGGGGAGGACCGGGAGGAGCGGACAAGGCCGGCGGGGGGAGCGCGGCGGCGUCGCGGCGAAGGGCCAGCUUGUCCCGCGUCGUCCCCUUUUUCAGGGAGCCCUCACCGGAGGGGGGGCAGGCCCGCGACGUCUUCAGCCCCGACAGCGAGGACGCCGCCCCCUGGCCGGCGGCCGCCGCGUCGCUCAACGGUUCGGCCCGCGGCGACGCGCGCAGUCCGUCCUUGUCCAGCGACGAGCAGAGUUCCGACGCCAGCCUGGCCGCCGAGAGCGCCGGGGGGGUCUGCGUUCACGCCGACACGCCCGAAAACCUGAUGCUCGCCGUGCUGGACAGCGUGGCGGGGAAACGUUACGUCAACUGCACAGAAACAUUGCUGGAUGACUUCAUGUUGACUCAUCCCAUCUUCCUGACGGCCGACACCUUCCAGCAAGUUCUCCUGCGGCAGUUCUGUCGGAUCGCGGGCGAGGCGGGGGAGGGGGAGGAGCCGGAAUCGGGAAGGCGGGGUCGGCCGCACGCCGAGGCGGCGGCGCGCGACGGCGUCCGCAGGAAGCGCGCCGUGCUCGGCGUGGCCUUCCGCUACCUGGAGACGUACCGAGAACUGCUGCAGGAGGAGGGAGACAAAUUCCCCAAGGAGUUGUACGUGUGCGCUCUCCAGGAGCUGAGUCGACAUCCGGACCUGGUGGACGACGUGGUCAAACUGGAACGCUGGACCCAAAUGUUGCGCUGCCCUGUCGACGAGGAGAAGGAGAAGGAGAGCCGCAGGAAGCGGGUGCGACCGCUCUUCCGACAUUUCCGGCGAAUCGACGCCUGCCUGCAGCCCAGGGAGGCAUUCAGGGGCUCCGACGAGAGUACGGCGUUUGCCGUUUUCUGCAGGGUUUACACGCCGGACCACUCGUACGUGACCAUCCGCAGCCGGCUGUCGUGCCGCGUGGGCGACAUCCUGGCGCUGGUGCGGGAGAAGCUGCAGUACAGCGACGAGCGGCCGCUGGCGCCCGGGAAGCUCCUCCUGGUCGCCGUCACGUCGGCCGGAGAGAAGGCGGUGUUCCGGCCCAGCGACGAGGCCGUCUUCACCACGCUUGGCGUCAACACGCACCUGUUCACCUGCCAACCCGACGAGCUCGAGUCCCUGCUUCCUCUUCCCGAGGAGAUCCACUGGACGCCCGGAGACAGCAAACUUCACGACAUGUCGGCGGAGGAAGUUGCCAACCAGCUGGUGGCCUUCGACUGGGAGCUCUUCAGCUGCGUGCACGAGGUGGAGUUUGUGUGCUACGUGUUCCACGGCGAGCAGUCCCGCUGGCGCCCCCUCAACCUGGAGCUGGUACUGCAGCGCUGCAGCGAGGUGCAGCACUGGGUCGCCACGGAGACGUUGCAGUGCCACUCGCUGCCCAAACGGGUUCAGCUGCUCAGAAAGUUCAUCAAGAUCGCGGCGCUCUGCAAACAACAGCAGGACCUGCUGUCCUUCCUGGCUGUGCUCCUGGGCUUGGACAACCCGGCGCUCAGCAGACUGAGGCUCACCUGGGAGGGUCUCCCCGGAAAGUUCCGGAAACAGUUCCAGCAGUUUGAAAGCAUCACUGAUCCUUCUCGAAACCACAAGUCGUACAGAGACCUGAUCAGCGGUCUGACGCCGCCACUCAUCCCCUUCACGCCGCUGUUGCUCAAAGAUUUGACUUUUCUCCACGAAAGUUGUAAAACUUUUCACGGUCAACUGGUCAACUUCGACAAGAUGCACAAAGUUGCCGAGAUGGUGCGAAGCGUCCGCAGAUACCGCAGCGGGCAACUGGUCACGGAUACGGAAACGUCGCCAUCCCAUCUGCAGACCAAAGCGUACGUGAGGCAGCUGCACGUCAUCGACAACCAGAAUUUGCUCUUUGAGCUUUCCUGCAAACUGGAACCCCGAGACGGGAAAACCGUCGUGACUCUUUUCCGCCGAAGCACUUUGACGACCCUCAGGGCUCCGAGGUUUUGUUUACUUCUUGUUCGCUUGUCUUGCGAUGACUUCUCAUCAUGAUUAUGAUUAUGGUAUUGCUGUUCUAAUUCUUACGAUUAUAAUCAGAAUUGUUUUUUUUUUUUUUUUUUUUUUAACAAGUUUUAUCUCCUGCCAUGUUUCAGAAAGCCAGUCUCUGGGCUACUAGCAGCUAGCAUGGCAGCCGGCGCGGCGUCAGCUGAUUGCUAGCCCCGGCAACAGAAACGCUAAGCUAACGCUAGCCGAGGCCAGAAGUCGUUUAUGGGAACGGGGACGGCUGCUCCGCUCACGGCUAACGCCAACGCUAGGUCGGCAUUUUCAGGUCGGAAGCCACCCGAAAUGUUUUCCUGUCCCACCCGGAUUGAGGCGGAAGCUGGACUUUUACAUUGAAGGGCGCAAGCCCGAGUGAGUCCAACCCCGCAGGGGUGUCAAACUCAUUUGAGUUCAGGGGCCACAGUAACCCCGAUUUGGGCUCCGGUGGGCACCACGAAACCAAAACCAAAAAAAAAAAAAAAACCCACUCGUUGUUGGAAAUCGUAUGAGUAACGUGCAAUAUGUCGACAAAAACCAUUUGGAGUAGAAUUACGAAAUCCGUCGUCUUUCUUUGAGGUGCAACUUGGCGAUGAGAGUGGAGGGAGCGCCUCGGAGCAUUUAUAAAACUUAAUUACUUGACAUAUGCAUACGCUCCGGCGGGCACCAAGGGUCCGUUGCAUUGAGAAACGGCAGCGAAUCCGUUCUCACCCCCCACCCCCGCGAGGGCCGUGGGUUUGACACCCCUGCCUUUUUCACUCCGGCGGAGACGUUUGUGUAAAUAGCCGCCGUGUAAAUACGGAGAGCAAACGGACGCAAAAUCUAUUUUCCCUAAAAGUGUCCGGCUUGCUUUUCUUUUGUCAUUUUGACUUUGUGUCAGUUGGACACAGCGGGGAGCUACCUAGCUAGUUAGCGCCCAGCCGGACCGCGUCGUCGUCGUCGAGACCACAACGAGGCCGUUAGCCAGCCCGCUAGCGAGCCCGUCCCGAGGCCUCAGCGGAAAUUGAGUGAAGUGGAUUUGCGAGUCGGGUAUUUUUCAAACUGGAUUCUUUGUAAUGUGAUUUUUCUGCAAUUUUUUUCUCCAGCCGCUCAAAUAAAAAAUACAAAAUCUGACAUGAGGCGGCGUGCGACCGCUCUUUUCACUCCGCGAGAAUGUCAGUCGAAUCCAGGUCGCAUUUUUGUGCUAUUGGCUGC